GACAUAAUCUCACGGAAAUUGUGCUGAGUCACAGAAUGGACUUCUGGAUUCUGGUAAUCAGAAUUACUUUCUUAUCACAAACAACAACUGGAAUUCUGGGAAAUUUCUGUCUAAUUUUCUACCAUCUGGUCCUUUGUUACAGAGAAUGUAUACUCAAGCCCACAGAUUUGAUUCUGAUGAACUUAAUGUCAGCCAAUGCCUUGAUCAUUCUCUCUGCAGGAGUGCCACACACAAUGGCAGCGUUUGGGUUUAAGCAGUUCGUGAGUGAUUUUGGUUGCAGGCUCCUAUUAUGCAUGCAGGCAUUUGGCCGCAGUGUGUCCAUUGGCACCAUUUGCCUCUUGAGUGUCUUCCAGGCCAUCAGCAUCAGAUUCAGAGAAUCCUGUUGGAAGGAUCAUAAAGUCAGAACCGUAAAUUACAUGGGCUGCUCCAUUUCCCUACUCUGGGUCUUCUACACGUUGAUAAAUUUUAUUUUCUUUCUAAACCCACUUAUCAAACUCAGUAGCAAAAACAUGACAAGAAAACGAGAUUUUGGAUACUGCUCAAUUGUAGGGCGCAAUGAAAUCAAUGACUCCCUCUACACAGCACUGGUGGUGUGCCCUGAAGUCUUGUUUUCUGUGUUCAUUGCCUUGUCUAGUGGCUCCAUGAUAGUCUUUUUGUACAGACACAAGCAGAGAGUUCAACACAUCCACAGCAAGCAUGGUUCCAGAAGAACCUCUCCUGAGUCUAGAGCCACCCAGAAUAUCCUGCUCCUCGUGUGUAACUUCCUGGCGUUUUAUACUCUCUCCUCCAUUUUACGAGGCUGCAUUGCUCUUCUGCAUAAUCAUGACUGGUGGCUGGUGAACAUCACACGCCUCACUUCUCUAUGUUUCCCAUCUUUUGGACCCUUUGUCCUCAUGAGUCAUUACUCCACUGUGUUCAGGCUUUCUUUGAGCUGGAUCAGGAAUAAAAAAUAA
This is a messenger RNA of Mesocricetus auratus (golden hamster), 953 nucleotides long. Its product is annotated as vomeronasal type-1 receptor 4-like. The record is from RefSeq and is a predicted model, not a curated record. Gene Ontology annotation, molecular function: pheromone receptor activity. The coding region runs from base 36 to 953 and encodes 305 amino acids. The transcript has a single exon. Gene Ontology annotation, cellular component: membrane. NCBI's taxonomy places the organism in Eukaryota, Metazoa, Chordata, Mammalia, Rodentia, Cricetidae. Gene Ontology annotation, biological process: G protein-coupled receptor signaling pathway.